GAAUAUGAAGACAAGGCUGGAAGACCUAGCAGGCCGCCCUCCCCAAAGCAGAAUGUGAGGAAGAACCUUGACUUUGAGCCACUCUCCACCACCGCACUCAUCCUCGAAGACCGACCAGCAAACCUCCCCGCGAAGCCCGCUGAAGAGGCGCAGAAGCACCGGCAGCAGUAUGAAGCCAUGGUGGUUCAGGCCAAGAAGCGAGAGCUGAAGGAGGCCCAGCGGAGGAAGAAGCAGCUGGAGGAGCGAUGCAGAGUGGAGGAGAGCAUUGGGAACGCCGUGCUCACCUGGAACAACGAGGUCCUGCCCAACUGGGAAACCAUGUGGUGCUCCAGGAAAGUUCGGGAUCUGUGGUGGCAGGGAAUCCCGCCGAGUGUGCGAGGCAAGGUCUGGAGCCUAGCCAUCGGCAACGAGUUAAACAUCACCCACGAGCUCUUCGACAUCUGUCUCGCCCGAGCCAAGGAGAGGUGGCGCUCGCUCACCACUGGAGGCCCAGGCACCGGGGUGGACAGUGAAGAUGCCGGAUUCCCCGCGGCAGACCGAGAGGCGAGCCUGGAGCUCAUUAAACUGGACAUCUCCAGAACGUUUCCGAGCCUCUGCAUCUUCCAGCAGGGCGGGCCUUACCAUGACAUGUUGCACAGUAUUUUGGGCGCUUAUACUUGUUACCGGCCGGAUGUGGGUUAUGUCCAGGGCAUGUCCUUCAUAGCGGCAGUGUUGAUCUUGAACUUGGACACUGCCGACGCCUUCAUCGCUUUUUCUAACCUGCUGAAUAAGCCCUGUCAAAUGGCGUUUUUCCGAGUGGACCACGGCCUU
Molecule: messenger RNA, 810 nt
Organism: Oryctolagus cuniculus (rabbit)
Lineage: Eukaryota; Metazoa; Chordata; Mammalia; Lagomorpha; Leporidae
Source: RefSeq, a predicted model, not a curated record